GCUAAAUCAGCCUUAAAGACAAUCAAACGAUCCAAAAGAGCUUCUCCAGUUCUCCAGGCUGUCACGCACGCUGUUUCCCCCCCUCGGUCCCGGACGACUCCAUCGAAAUUCCCUCUGCAACUGAGACGCUCGCUACGCACUCACCCUCCAAGCUCGCAACGUCCGUCAAGCCCAUCUUUCGAGACCUGCACACUCCUUUCUCCUUCUGAGACUAUCUCUUUUGUCAAAUUUCUCCUCCCUCCAUUGAACUACACCAUCAAGCGUCUCGACCUACAGCUGCUGGCUCAGUACAGACGCCGCCGCUCACUUGAGAGGCAAUUUUGCUAUAUGUGUGGAAUUGUCAUAUCUGAACUCCCUACAGCCCCUCAUAAUCUCGAGCACCUACGAGACAAAGGUCCAACAUCCAUCCCACUGGGGGCUACAGCGCGACCUCAUUCUGUUCCUGCGUGGUCGAUCUAGGCCUGUUGUGCAACUUCCAGGCCACAGGACUAGUUCACCGCAGCCUCCUCAUCACGUCUCCUUUUUACACCAGCUGGUGCAUCUAGGUGGGGAACCAAGGACGUAAAGGAAAAGAUCGCUACAAUGUCCUCAAGCUCAGGAACGCCAUACAUUUUCUCUCCAGCCGAUCACAAUCAUCUGAUCCCUUACCUCGCAGCACUGCAUGCUGCGUGCAUCAGCUCAGACCGAACCCUUGCGACCUUCUUACCGCCUCUGUCCCAUGAAAAGCUGCUGGGCUGGUGGAAAGACUGCAUAGCAGAGGUGACUGCUGGAACCCGGAUAAUGCUGAUCCUUCUCAACGAAUCCGAGCCGGGGACUAAGCCCAAGGGAACCGAGCUCAUGGGCGUCGUCAUGCUGUGGAUGCCCUACUCGGAGACUGGUCCGUUCCGUGGCUUUGUCGAGAAGCUACUCAUCAGCCCCAAGUUUCGUCAGCGAGGCGGUGCCAGGACCUUGAUGAGUGCACUGGAGGGGGAAGCUGUUCGACGAGGACGAACACUACUGAUGCUUGACACCGAAGCUGGCAGCCCGGCGGAAGAUAUUUACAGAAAGUUCGGGUAUGUCGAGGUAGGCAGAAUCCCCAACUACGGCAUCAGUCCCGCCGUUCCGCGACAGCUUAAGGAUGAGGUCUUUUUCUACAAGCAGCUUGCGGCCUAGGCAGGCAGAUGAUGUUCUUGCUCCGACGGCGUUUGAAAAGGGGUUUGCUCUAGACAGAGCGGCAGGAAUGAGGCGACUCAUAGCGUUUUUCUUAAGUCCGUCCUGGCGAAGACGGGGCUUGGAAAUCAACAAACUAAUGGUUUCUUCCUGAUGCUCGUAAGAAGAACCUACCGGGGUCACACAGUGUUUCAACGUGACGGCGACGGGGUGAACUACUAAACGAACUCU
This is a messenger RNA of Colletotrichum destructivum, 1380 nucleotides long. RefSeq names its product Putative GNAT domain, acyl-CoA N-acyltransferase. NCBI's taxonomy places the organism in Eukaryota, Fungi, Ascomycota, Sordariomycetes, Glomerellales, Glomerellaceae. Gene Ontology annotation, molecular function: acyltransferase activity, transferring groups other than amino-acyl groups. The transcript is spliced from 3 exons. The record is from RefSeq and is a predicted model, not a curated record. The coding region runs from base 583 to 1152 and encodes 189 amino acids.